UCAGAACAACAACAUGCUUCUGAGAAACUAAAACAUGCUACGGUUAAUUCCCCUGUUCUGACCCUGCCUGAUUUCCCUAGGCCAUGGACUCGAGUAGCCUAGCGCGAAAGCUGAGGUCGCUGUGCAUCGCGGGGGAGCUCUCUCGUGCCGUGAGCCUCCUCCACCGGAGCGCCGUGUUCGCCGUCUCGAGCGCCUACGCUCUUCUGCUGCAAGAGUGCGUGAACCGGAGGGACGCGAGGCUCGGCAAGAGGAUCCACGCGCGCAUGGUCUCCACCGGCUUCAGAUGCAGCGACUACAUGGCCACCAAGCUGCUGAUAUUUUAUUCCAAGAUCGGGGAGCUCGGCGUCGCCCGGAACCUGUUCGACGGAAUGCCGCGCAGGGACGUCGUGGCGUGGAACGCGAUGAUAUCCGGGUGCACGCGCGGGCGGGAGGAGGCGCAGGCGGUGGACAUGUUCGGCCUGGUGCGGGCUGAGGGGCUGAGGCCGGACCAGUUCACGUUCGCGUCGGUGCUCUGCGCGUGCGCCAGGAUGGCCGCGCUGGACCACGGCCGGCGCGUGCACGGCGUCAUGGUCAAGUCCGCCGUCGCCGCCGUCAACGUGUUCGCCAACAGCGCGCUCGUCGACAUGUACCUCAAGUGCAGCAGCGCCGAGGACGCGCGCCGGGCGUUCGCGGCCGCGCCGGAGCGGAACGUCACCAUGUGGACCGCGCUCAUCUCCGGGCACGGCCAGCACGGCCACGUGCGCGAGGCGCUGGCGCUCUUCGGCGAGAUGACGCGCGACGGGUUCCGGCCGAACGACGUGACGUUCCUCGCUGUGCUCUCGGCCUGCGCGCACGGCGGGCUCGUCGAUGAGGGUCUGAUGCACUUCUCGUCCAUGCCGUCGGACUACGGGCUCACCCCGAAGGGCGCGCACUACGCGGCGGUGGUCGACAUGCUCGCCAGGGUCGGCAGGCUCCGCGAAGCCUACGAGCUUGUCAAGAACCUGCCGGACUGCCAGGAGCACUCGGUGGUCUGGGGCGCGCUGCUGGGCGCCUGCAGGAAGCACGGCGACGUGGGGCUGGUCGAGCUUGCCGCGCAGCGCUUCUUUCGGCUGCAGCCGGGGAAUGCCGGCAAGUACGUCGUCCUCGCGAACACGUACGCUGCCUGCGACAUGUGGGACAGCGUGGCCGGUAUGCACGAGUCCAUGAAGUCGCUGGGCAUUCGGAAGGACCCUGCUUGGAGCGCCGUCGAAGUCCAGGGGAAGAAGCACGUCUUCCUCGCCAGAGACACAUACCACGACGAGAGUUGGGAGAUAUAUGAAGCCUGCAAUGCCUUGGCCCGCUCGAUCAACGAGCACUCCUUGCGAGUGUGAGCUAUGGUGGAAAGGAUCGGCAAUCGCUGCUGGUCGGAGAUGUUCAUAAAUCCUUGCGAUUUGUUGAGUGACGAUGCUGGCCUUGUCGUUUGUUGCAAUUCAGCUGUAUCCAUGGACUGACAGGCAGUACCGGCAGUACCAUCUGAAGGGGAUGUUUCUGAAUGAUACAGCACAGUCGGUCGUUCGGAAAGAGAUAGAACAGCUGGUUUCUCUGGAAGCAACAAACUCAGAUUUGCAGGCCCGCACGACCAUCUAUGUUGCUGGUACCGAAAUGCCUUGAACGUACUUGGGAGCUCACUUUUAACCUGAAACAACAUUUACAAGUUUGGCACAUGGUUCAUACAAGGAGUGCAAAGUGAUGCAGUGGUUUUCUUGCAUGAAACUGAUAGGUUACUGGUGCAUAUUUACCCUGAGAUCACCAAGGCACACAAACUUCCAUCCCUUGAGGCUUGCUCGGACAGCCAGGUCCAUGUCUUCGACCGUGGUUCGGUCCUUCCAGCCACCUGCCUCAUUCAGAGCAGAUAUGCGCCACACACCAGCGGUUCCUGUUAAACAAGUAUUUUGCAUGUUAAGAAGACGGAUCAGGUGAUGCAAAGUGUGACUGCUGGCUGCUGCUAAAAUCCAUGUUCAAGAAAAAGAGACAGAAGCUUAUAAUUGGUCAAAAGGAAACACAGAGGCCUCACAAAUGUAAAUGGUGACAUUCAUAUAUUGCGAGAUCAAAAGUUUAUUACCAUUGAAGCCAAAGAAGGCAUAAGCUGAGGAACCCACUUCUUGCUCCACCUUGAAGUGAUAGUCCAAGGACAUCUCCUGCAUCCUUGUCAUCAAGCACUCAUUUGCAUUCACUGCUUACUCACACAGAAUCAGCAGCAGCAAGAGAAAUGUCAGCACCAUGCAGUACAGAAUUUCGGCCAAAACAAGAAGGGAUGCCCGAGAUGAUGUACCGAAUACCCAGCGGGCCUGGA
Molecule: messenger RNA, 2311 nt
Organism: Triticum aestivum (bread wheat)
Lineage: Eukaryota; Viridiplantae; Streptophyta; Magnoliopsida; Poales; Poaceae
Product: pentatricopeptide repeat-containing protein At4g16470
Exons: 3
Coding region: 84-1349 (421 amino acids)
Biological process (GO): RNA modification
Molecular function (GO): protein binding; RNA binding
Source: RefSeq, a predicted model, not a curated record